AUGCUCGCAGGAGGAUUCUACACAAUUAAACCGAAGCAUUCUCAAGUACGCUCUUGGGUUGUUGUCAAGAAGACCGAGCUGGGGAACUUCUUCCUUCGUCACCAUCGACAUCGACAUCAACAUCAACAUCAACAUCAAGGCACAACUGCCAUCUCGAGAUCGCUCAGUGUUGCAAACUCUAUCACAUCAGCGUUUGCCAGCAGGAGAUGCAGAACAAUAUUGAGAGUUCAAGAUCAAGAAGCUUUUGAUGAUCAAUAA
Molecule: messenger RNA, 258 nt
Organism: Morchella sextelata
Lineage: Eukaryota; Fungi; Ascomycota; Pezizomycetes; Pezizales; Morchellaceae
Exons: 4
Coding region: 1-258 (85 amino acids)
Source: RefSeq, a predicted model, not a curated record